Molecule: messenger RNA, 199 nt
Organism: Schistosoma turkestanicum
Lineage: Eukaryota; Metazoa; Platyhelminthes; Trematoda; Strigeidida; Schistosomatidae
Source: the annotation of a GenBank genome assembly
CUUAGUGAUGAUAGUUAUUAUGGUGAUCAAGGUCUUUAUUUUAUAUCAGCUAGUCGAUCAGUUGAUAGUGCAACUGUUCCAAUGCCACGUAAAGGUCCAAUUUAUCAAAUUGCUUUUCAGCCAACAACUUAUUCAUCUUCGAUAAUGAAAAAGAAUAAAAAUAAAAAAAUUGAAGAAUAUUUUGUUGUUUGUUAUGGAU